AUGAAGAGUAAAGAUGAGUUCCGUUAUCCAUAUCAUUGUGAAUGUUAUCUAGACAAGCCGCACGUGACCGACGAGGUGCCCCGCGUGCUGCCGCCGGGCGAUGCCGCGCCCAAGACGCCCACGCAGGACCACAAGGCGAAGGCGAGCGCCGCGACGCGCGCGGCGCCGCCCGCGGCCUCGCCGGCCCUCCUGGCCGCCGCCGUCGCCGUUGCCGUCGCCGCCGCCAACGCGGUGGCGGCUGCGCGGCCCGGCUUCCCCAGCGGCUAA
This is a messenger RNA of Gryllus bimaculatus (two-spotted cricket), 267 nucleotides long. The record is from the annotation of a GenBank genome assembly. NCBI's taxonomy places the organism in Eukaryota, Metazoa, Arthropoda, Insecta, Orthoptera, Gryllidae.